Molecule: messenger RNA, 8436 nt
Organism: Oppiella nova
Lineage: Eukaryota; Metazoa; Arthropoda; Arachnida; Sarcoptiformes; Oppiidae
Source: the annotation of a GenBank genome assembly
AUGUCGGAAGUAGAUCCCGAGACACUACUGGAAUGGCUGUCGAUGGGCAGUGGCGACGAGCGGGACAUGCAGUUGAUAGCACUGGAACAGCUCUGUAUGUUGCUCUUGAUGUCCGAUAACGUGGACCGAUGUUUCGAGAGUUGUCCUCCGCGAACAUUCCUCCCGGCCUUAUGUCGCAUAUUUCUGGACGAGUGCGCGCCCGACAACGUGCUGGAGGUGACCGCGCGGGCCAUCACCUACUACUUGGACGUGUCGGCCGAAUGCACGCGACGUAUCGUCGCCGUCGACGGCACCAUCAAAGCCAUGUGUAACCGCCUGAUCGUAGCGGACGUGUCCUCCCGGACCAGCAAAGACUUGGCCGAACAGUGCAUCAAAGUCUUGGAGCUGAUCUGCACGCGAGAGGCCGGCGCCGUGUUCGAGGCCAGUGGUCUCAACUGUGUGCUCGCGUUCAUCCGCGACAACGGUUCCCACGUCCACAAAGACACACUCCAUUCGGCGAUGUCUGUGGUGUCGCGACUGUGCGGCAAAAUGGAGCCCAACGACCAGUCGCUCAACACGUGCGUCGAAUCCCUGUCCCAACUGCUGAAGCACGAGGACAGCCACGUGGCCGACGGCGCGCUCAAGUGCUUCGCAUCGCUGGCCGAUAGGUUCACCCGCAGAGGCAUAGACCCGGCGCCGCUCGCCGCCCACGGGCUCAUCGAUAACCUACUGAUGCGGUUGACGGCGAUCGCCGCUCCGGCCGGCGCUCACCUCACGUCUACCGGUGUGGCCAUACAGUCGCCGGCCAUAUCGACAGCUACUCCGGACACGAAGACCCCGUCCUCGGUCUCGACGGUCAUCAGCCUAUUGUCCACUCUAUGCCGGGGUUCGCCGCAAAUCACGCACAACCUCUUGAGGUCGUCCCUCAGCGACGCCAUCAAGAGCUCGCUCUUAGGGGACGAACGGUGCGUGUUGGACACCAUGCGACUCGUGGACCUCCUACUAGUGCUGCUGUUCGAGGGCCGCCGAGCGCUACCCAAGUCGGUGAUGACAUCCACAGCCGGCUCGUCCCUAAACCCCUCGCGUUUACCCUCAUUCCGACGGCUCGACCGACUGGACUCGGCGGGCGAGCGUACGCACCGGCAGCUAAUCGACUGCAUUCGCUCCAAGGAUACCGAUGCUCUCAUAGACGCCAUCGACUCGGGCGGUGUUGAAGUGAACUUCAUGGACGACGUCGGACAGACACUGUUGAACUGGGCGUCCGCUUUUGGCACGCAGGAGAUGGUGGAGUUCCUGUGCGAUAGGGGCGCUGAUGUCAAUAGGGGUCAGCGGAGCUCAUCCCUGCACUACGCCGCCUGCUUCGGGAGGCCUAAUGUGGUGAAAGUGCUUCUCAGACACGGCGCCAACCCUGACCUCCGCGAUGAGGACGGAAAGACACCGCUCGAUAAGGCUAGAGAGCGUAGCGAUGAGGGGCACCGGGAAGUGGCGGCUAUACUGCAGUCGCCCGGCGAGUGGAUGACAACCACUGCGACGCCGGCCGCCGUUAGCGCCGUGUCUGGUGUCGAGUCUAAGAGUAGCAGCGCUGGUGGUGCCGGAGCCGCGGCUAUAGAUACCAAACACGAUGAUCCCGAGGACUCAAGCCCCGGCCUGUACGGGGACCCGGAGGUGGCGCCCCUAUACCUGCAGCGACUGUUACCCAUGUUUUGCCAGACGUUUCAGAACACAAUGAUCCGAACGGUGCGGAAGUCGUCGCUGAAUCUGAUCCGCAAAAUGACUCAUUACGUGCAGACAGAGCAGGUGUCGGCGCUGAACGAGUCGGCGCCCGCGCUGGCCGUCCAGUUGGUUGAAGUGAUCGCUGCGGUGUUGGACACCGAGGAGGACGACGACUGCUAUUUCGUGGCGCUGCAGAUGAUUACCGAUGUCAUGACGAAAGGGCCGGACGUUUUCCUGGAGCAUUUCGCCCGGUUAGGUGUGAUGAACAAAGUGCAGGCACUGGCCGGACAGUCGGCCCAGUCGUCUACGGACGACGAGAUCAUCGAGAAGAGGGACGCCGGCGAUGAGGGCGGAGCCAUCGCUGGCGGCGGUGACGACCCGUCCAAUGAGGACGCGCGCGAACUGGUGGCCGGACGUCCCUAUCACUGGCGGGACUGGAGUUGCGUGAGAGGCCGCGACUGUCUGUACCUGUGGUCGGACUCGGCAGCACUGGAGCUGUCGAACGGCUCGAACGGCUGGUUUCGGUUUAUUUUGGACGGAAAGUUGGCGACAAUGUACUCGUCGGGCAGUCCCGAGGGCGGCACCGAUAGCAACGAAAACAGGGGCGAGUUCUUGGAGAAGCUCCAGAGGGCCAGGGCUCAAGUGAAGCCCGGAAUGGUGUCCCAGAGCUUCCUGAGCGGCGCCGGCGGCUCGCGGCUAACGGUCGGCAAUUGGACGCUUCAGUGCCGACGGGACGGCGAGCUGACGAUCAGCAACAGCGACGGCGCCCAACAGUCGACGCUAUUGCGCGAAGAUUUGGCCGGUUUUGUGUUCGAGUCUAAUCGGGGAACGAAGCACUCGUUCACCGCCGAGACAUCGCUGGGACCGGAGUUCUCGAGCAGUUGGUUGGGCCGCCGGGGGAAGCGAUUGCGGUCUAAGUUGGAGGCGCUUAAGGCUAAGGUGAGGACACAGGCGAAGGAGAUCUACGACCAGUACUUCAAGACAGCGCAGGCGACCCCGCGCUCAACGGUCGCCAAAUUGGCUAAUAUUGUGGCGCAAAUCGAGAGGGUGUCGGAGCGGCAGCACUCGCACCGCAAGAAUCACGGCCACGACUGGCGCGCGAGUCUCGAGUCGGCGCUCAAGGAGUUGACGGGACUGUUGAGGGACGAGAAGUGUGUGUCGGCCUACGAGAUACACAGCAGUGGACUGGUGCAGGCGCUGCUGAGGCUACUGUCCCGCAAUCAGAAUCAGUUCACGUGGACUAACACCGGGUCAGGGGAUCGCCUACUCAAGGAUAAGUGCGAUAUAUUCAAGUCAGUGAUUGGCACGGAGUCCACGGCGACGGCGCUCAUCAAGAAGUUGGUGUCGGUGUUGGAGUCGAUCGAGAAGUUGCCGGUCUAUCUGUACGACUCGCCCGGUUCCGGGUACGGCCUACAGAUACUGACCCGUCGACUGAGGUUCCGUCUGGAGAAAGCGCCGGGCGAGCAGACCCUCAUUGAUAGGUCGGGCCGUUGCCUCAAAACCGAGCCCUUGACUACUGUGGCGCAGUUGGAGAAGUAUUUGAUCAAAAUGGUGGCCAAACAAUGGUACGACUUCGAGCGCUCGUCGUUCGCGUUCGUCAAGAAACUCAAGGCAUACAACACUCGCGUCCGAUUCACUCACGAGCGAGACUUUGACCAAAAUGGCGUUAUCUAUUGGAUCGGCACCAAUGGCUGCACGACCACCGAGUGGGUGAACCCGGCGCACGUGGGGCUGGUCGUGGUGUCGUCCUCCGAGGGCAAGAACCUGCCGUACGGUCGACUCGAAGACAUUCUCAAUCGCGACUCCUCUGCACUCAACUGUCACACCAAUGACGAUAAGAAGGCCUGGUUUGCCAUCGAUUUGGGUCUGUGGAUAAUCCCGUCGUCGUAUACGCUGCGACACGCCAGAGGUUACGGUCGGUCGGCGCUGCGGAACUGGUUGUUCCAAGUGUCCAAAGACGGCGCCAAUUGGGUGACACUAUACACACACAGCGACGACUGUUCACUGAACGAACCGGGAUCUACCGCUUCUUGGAAUCUAACGGUUCCCGGAGAGGAGAAACAGGGUUGGCGUCACAUCCGUGUCCAGCAGACGGGGAAGAAUGCGUCGGCGCAGACCCACUACCUGUCCCUUUCAGGCUUCGAGAUCUACGGCACCGUUACGGGUGUGUGCGAUGACUUGGGAAAGGCGGCCAAAGAGGCCGAGGCUAACCUGCGGCGCCAGCGUCGACACGUACGCCAACAGCUCAGGCAUAUGAUGGUGAACGCCAGGGUCACCAGAGGGCCCGACUGGAAAUGGCGCGACCAGGACGGCGCGCCCACAGGCGAGGGCAUAAUUACCGGUGAACUCCAUAAUGGAUGGAUAGACGUGCAGUGGGAUCACGGGGGCAGCAAUUCCUAUAGGAUGGGCGCUGAGGGCAAGUACGACCUGCGACUGGCGCCCACCUAUGAUCCAGAUCUCGUGCUGAAGAACUCGACGCUCACCACCACAUCAGCCGCUUGUCAACAGCUAUCGCCCACGGCCUCCAUCGCUAUCACCAAUACGACUGAUAGUCUGUCGGCGAAGGGCUCGGUCUCUACGCCCAGCACUAUGUUUCCAGGCCGUAAAUCCAGUUCCACGUCUAGCCUACUGGAGCCGUCAUCCUCAUCAAACAGCCGCAUAACCGUCGCGUGCACUGAACAGGCCUCCAGUGCCGACUCGCUGGUCGCCCGCAAAGCCAUGAUCGCCGGUAGUCUCACGCGAUCGGCGGGCGACUCAUCGCUAUGCGACCGCAAGAGCAGUGAUAAUGUGGUGGCAGUGGGUCUGUCGCCCACUCAGGAGGAGACGGAGGAGCUGUUGGCUGAGAACGAACGGCCCGGCACUCCGACGCCCGCUCUCAACGAGGAGAUGACCCGUCGCUCGUCGUCCAGCUCUACGCUGAAAAUGGCGGACCACUCGUCGGGCUCCGGGUCGGGCCACUCGCACCACCGCUCCAACAACAACCCCAACAACAUGUCGGUGUCGGUGCCCAACCUAUCGCUCAACACGAUUAACGUGAACGACUCGACGGUGGGACUACUGGACGCGUUUGCGUCGGCGGCGGCCGCCUCCCGACGCCGCGCCCACCACUCGAACUCACACAACGCCACAAACGCUACAAAUAACGCCAAUACCGCUGCGAAUGCCGCGGCGGCCGGUAAUUCAUUGCUCUCCCGGGGCUCUAACAAUGUCUGCAAUUUAGUGCGAAUGGCGCUCAGCUCUAACUUUCCCGGAAACCUACCCGAGAUUUUGGCCGAUCUGUUGGAGGAGAUGUCAAUCAACUCAGACUCGCCUAACACUGCGGCUAACAAUCUAUUGCAAGGAGGUCUUCUCAGCGCAGCUCAAAGCUAUCCAAGUCUUUCCAGCACCGCAUCGAACACCACAUUAACAUCGAGUCAGUCCAUCACAAACUCCGUGGCGGGCGCCGCCUCAUCGGCCACCGGCGCGCACACGACUACCGGCGCCAACAAUCUGGCGAACUCAUCGCAAACGCAUCACACGGCCGGCGGUGGCGGCCUAACCAUGUCGUUGACCACAUCGACCACAUCAUCCGAGUCGGAGCCCGACUUCCUCGAGAGCUGUCAGUCCACUACACUGUUGGCCGACUUGGAGGACGAGGAGGAGCUCCCGGAGCCCGAGGACGAGAACGAGGACGACGAGAACGAAGACGACGACGACUACGAGUCGGAGCUGUUGGACGAGGAGUGCUAUGAGAUGAGGAACGGGAAGCGGAAGAACUGGGACGACGAGUACGUACUGAAGCGCCAGUUCUGCGAUCUCAUACCGGCGUUCGACCCCAGGCCCGGACGUACUAAUGUGAACCAGACCACCGAUCUGGAGAUCGUGUUGCCCUCCACUCAGGAGUCGGUCAGCAAAUCCGAGAAGGUGUGCCCAAACCCGCAGCUAUUUUUGACACUUCGCGGGCCGAACCUCUCGAGCGCCGGCGAGUUGGAAAUGGAUCUAAUGAAUCCCGAGUGGACUCUAUUCUCGGCGGUUCAGCAUCUCAUCCAGAACUCCGACUUGAGUACAAAGCAGGAGAAGACGCGCCGCGUAUGGGAGCCCACGUAUGUCAUCGUUUAUCGCGAGGCCAAACCCAACGACGACAUCAGCACAGCCUACUCGACACAGAUGUCCCAAUUGCGGACAGUGUCGGCCUCUAAUUCCAAAGAAACUCUGAUGACAACCCCGGUCUACAAACGUCGCCGAGUGUUGUCCACAUCGGUGGACGUGUCUAACGGCGCCACCGUUGACGAAGUCCUACAACUCCUGCGACUGCUGUACUCCAUGUCCAACGAGUGCCGCGCGGAACCGGUGUCUCUGUCGCAGCUAAGCGACAGCCAAUUCACGGUCCAGAGCGACGAAUAUAUCAGCAAAAAGAUUACUAAUAAACUGCAGCAACAGAUCCACGACCCGCUGGUACUCGUGUCGAACUGCGCGCCCGACUGGUGUCAAUACCUGACCCACAUAUGCCCGAUGCUGUUCCCGUUUGACAUCCGGCAGACCUAUUUCCUGUCGACAGCGUUCGGCACCAGCCGUUCCAUCGUAUGGCUCCAGAACCAGAGGGACACGACGUUGGAGAGGGUGAGGGGUCCGUCACCCAGGCGUGACGAUCCCCACGACUUUAGGGUGGGCCGACUCAAGCACGAGAGGGUGAAGGUGCCCAGAGGGGACAGGCUGUUGGAGUGGGGCCUACAGGUGAUGAACGUGCACUCGAAUAAGAAAGCUAUUCUGGAAGUGGAGUUUGUGGACGAAGAGGGCACCGGAUUAGGUCCAACGCUCGAGUUUUACGCACUGAUAGCGGCGGAGCUCCAGAGGCGCGAUCUCGGGAUCUGGUUGUGCGACGACGAACUCAUGACCGCCGCCAACGAGUCCCCGGUCGACAAGGGAGAGGGUGUCAAACCCGUGGGCUAUUAUAUCAGUUCCAGUUACGGCUUAUUCCCGGCGCCACUGCCCGCCAACUCGCAGCAGAUGGACAGAGCGGUCAAACUGUUCCACUUUAUGGGCAUUUUCAUCGCCAAAGCCCUUCAGGACAAUCGACUCGUGGAUCUGCCGCUGUCUCAGCCGCUCCUCAAACUCAUCUCCCGGGCCGGCGCUCACAUCAAACUCGACUCAAACAACACUUUUCUCAUCACCGGCAAUACCGCGGAAGAAGACGAGACGAUUAGUUCGUCGAUUAGUCCGAUCUCUGACGACGACCUCCUGUUGGCCGAGAGGGAGGAGUUGGGCAGAGAGGCGAAGCUCAAGCGCGAGAAGCACGAGAUUAAGCAGAAGUCGUGGAUUCACGGCAUUCUCGACAUGAAGGACCUGUCGCUCGUCAAUCCCAUUCAGGCCCGUUUUCUGCAACAACUCAACGAAUUGGUACAACAAAAGCAGCGCAUCCUAUCGGACACCGGCCUCACGUGGGAAGACCGCAACAACCAGGUCCGCAACCUCUGCAUACCUCUGGCUCAGGCGCAGCUGCCCGUCCGCAUCGACGACUUGGGCCUCACAUUCCAGUACUGCCCGCCCUCUCGGGUGUUCGGCUACUCUGCGGUCGAUCUGAAGCCGAAUGGAGAGCUCGAAGACGUGACCAUCGAUAACGUCGAGGAGUACGUCGAGCUUAUGAUGGAUUUUAUACUUCACACCGGGAUUAAGAAACAAAUGGACGCCUUCAGAGACGGCUUGAAUCUCGUGUUUCCCAUCGAGAGGUUGAGCUCAUUCACGCCCGAAGAGGUACGGCUCAUGUUGUGCGGCGAACAGACGCCCAACUGGUCGCGCGAAGACAUCAUUAAGUUCACUGAACCCAAACUCGGGUACACCAGAGAGAGUCCCGGUUUCCUGCGGUUUGUGAACGUAUUGGUCGCCAUGAAAGGCGAUGAGCGCAAGUCGUUCCUCCAGUUCGCCACCGGGUGCUCAUCGCUCCCGCCCGGAGGCCUCGCCAACCUUCACCCCCGGCUAACCAUUGUCCGCAAAGUGGACGCCAGUGAGCACUCGUACCCAUCAGUCAACACAUGCGCCCAUUAUCUCAAACUCCCGGACUAUCCCAAUGAGGACGUGAUGCGGGACAGGCUGUUGGCCGCCACUAAAGAGAAAGGCUUUCAUCUCAACUGAACUCUCGGUUUCUCUCACAACCCGAAGAGCUCUCGAAGCGAAUCCAAUCGUCAACUCGAAGUCGUUUAUUGACUCGAAAUACCAUUUCUAGUGUUUUAGUGACAUUUUAGUCCAUAUUUACAAAUAAUAUAUAUUAUUAUUAUUACUAUUAUAUUAUUGAAGCAAAAUAUUGAGUUUUAAUUGAAGUUAAGAGUUAAUUAUAUAUUAUUGAUAAUUAUAUUAAUUAUUUUAUUGAGAUUUGAAGUGAAGUCAAGUGUGAUAUUACCCCUAAAAACGACCCGUUUUUUUGAAUCCAAUCAUAGUUUUCGGUAUAAAAACAAUCCUAUUCUCUAUUUUUGAACAUAUGAUGACAUUUCGUAUGAUUUUUUGUAUAAUUUUGUGAUCAAAUGAUUUGUUUUUUUUGUUUAAUUCAAUGAAUGAUUUAUUUUUAUUAUUUUUGUCGAUCGAUUCAAUUGAAAAGUGCCUUCAAUUGAGUAUUUAAUGUGAAAAUACAGUCAAAUAAUAGCUUAUUAUAAGAGACGUAAAGAUGAGAUGAUUGAAGAGAUCUAUGAUUUUGUGUUCAUUUCAUGAUUUGUUUUGUUUUUUUGUGAUUAAAACUCCACUUUUUAUGUGACACUUAUUUUUUCGGUUCACAAA